CAUCACUAGUCGGAUCAGUGCGGAUCAAAAACGUCAUAACAUUGCCGACCAAAACACACGUUCCCGUGCCGCUGUGUGCCUAGUGAUUUGCGUGUCCUGCUCGAUGCCAUGGGUGACACCGGGCCGGAGUCGGACCCGACGGCCAGCAAGCGGCCGAAACUCCAAUCAACCACCGACCAGCCCCAAUCAGCCGUGCGGUGUAAAUAUUUCGUCCAGCGCAAGAAGCGCUACUGCAAGAUGACGGUCGGCACCGGGAAGGAGUACUGCGGGGAGCACGAGCCGACCGCCGCCGAGCCGGUGGCCGCCUCCGGUGCCGACCGCAUACCCUGCCCGCUCGAUCCGAAGCACUCGGUGUCGGCGGCCAAGCUGGAGAAGCAUCUGAAAAUAUGCAACGCCCGUCCGCCGGCCGAGCAGAAGCCGUACCUGGUGCCGGGCAUUAACUGUACCUCCUCGGACGACGAGCAGUCGGAGGCAGCGGGCAGGGAGGAGAAGGUGACGAAGCUGGCCGACAUACCGCCGGCCGAGCUGCUCGAGCUGAUCGGCAAGGUGAGUGCGCUGUACGAGUCGGCCGGGCCGCUGAUCAAGGAGGAGUCGCCGCGCCACAGCAUCCUGGCCGACGAGCUUACGGUGGAGGGGUACGGGCCGCAAACGCUCAAGCAUCUGGUGCAGUCGUCCGCCCUGCUCGGGCUGGCCGAGCAGUGUGGCUUUCUGCGGCCCGACACCACGUUCGUGGAGUUCGGCGCGGGCAAGGGCCAGGUCGCGUACUGGUUGGCGCGGAUCGUGGAAACGGCCCCGCUCGCCCGGUCCGCCGUUCUGCUGGUCGACCGGGCGUCGCACCGGCACAAGAAGGACAACAAGAUCGAGACGCGCGAAAUUGUGCAGCGGGUGCGGGCCGACAUUGCCGAUCUGGAGCUGCACCGGGUCGAGCUGAUCGAGGCCGGGGCGGGUCGGUCCGGCGUCGUCGGCAUCGGGAAGCAUCUGUGCGGUGCGGCUACCGAUCUGGCGCUGCGCUGCCUGGUGCGCAGUGGCACGAGCGGUACGGCAGUGCGGGGCUGUCUGUUUGCGCUCUGCUGCCAUCAUCGGUGCGAUUGGCGCACGUUCGCCGGGAAGCGGUUCCUGCUGGAGAGCGGCAUUACGCGGGCAGAGUUCGAGAGCAUCGUGCGGAUGGUGAGCUGGGCCGUUUGUGGCACGGGACGUAGCCGGGAGCGGCAGCAGGAGGACGACAAGCCGGACCGGUGCGGGCUGACGCGGCCGGAGCGGGAAGCGAUCGGGCGGCGGUGCAAACGGCUACUCGACAUUGCCCGGCUGCGGUACAUGGAGCGGCACGGGUACGAGGCGUCACUCAAGUACUACGUCAUGAGCGACGUGACGCUGGAGAAUGUGUGUCUGGUGUGUGUGAAGAAAUAAAACAGUACUGCCGACCCUAAAAAAAAAACGGUUACGGUUACAUUUUAAUUGUUACUGUUGGUCAAGCUGACUAUCCGUGGGGAGGCUUCGCUCGUCAGGAGAGCGGCCGAUUAAAGAAUGUUACGGCUAGCGCCGAACAACAUGAAUCUCCAAGAUAAAGUCAUCUCUGGUCUUAUUUGCCAGACUCAGUGUCGCCGGGAACGCUUAACAGUUCAAUUAAAGAACUCAUUUUAACGAUAGUUGCCUACGCAGAUCGGUUGAGUUGCCGGAACAUGUUUGGCCACGAUACUUAAACAUGUCUAUUAGCUAAGAUCACUUGAGAGCCUUUCAUACCUUAGACUAUCAAAGGAGGAAUUGUGUGUGACCGUAACAGAUUUCUCGAUUACUCUUAGAAAUAAGAUAAUAAUUUUUUUAAGUCUGCUGUGGAACAUCAAAAGAGGACACGACACGGAUCGCAGUAGUCAUCAAAUUCGCCAAACCAACUCUCGGAGAUCCAACAACAAGCAAUUCCGAUCUAAUUUAAAGGGUAUCUCUCUUUUUCAUAUUGGCUAAUUUGGAGAUGUUGGAUCCCAGUUACCACAGGGAUAAUGGAAAACGAAUAGGCAAUGGUAACUCAUAGCAACCAUACAGAGUAUGUAAGCAGCUCGAUACCUCAUCACAUACUCACUGUUAAGUUGAACUCCAAAUUAAUAACUUUUAACUUGAAUCUGUGUGUAAUAGUCCAAAAUAGUCGGACGUACCAGGAAACAUAUCAUUUAUAGCAUACAUUUUUUUCCUCAAAAGAACCAACACGUCGUUAUCGAUCCAUUUCCCGCCAGGAAAUGGUUAUACCCGGCAAUAUUUCAAACCCGACUUCCAAAAGUUUCGAUUGUAAGAAUAGAAUAUGUCUGAUAGACAUAAAAGAUGACCUCGCGCGAUGAUCAAUCAAGAAAAAACACACGUGGACAGAACAUUAGAACACUUGCCUUACAGCUUAAACGAACGAACGUGAAUUACGAAUGGAUAGGGUAUAACAGAGGCAGCUUCAGUUAGUGUGAGUCGUGACCAAUUAAGCUUAGAGCAACAUUCAAAACAUAUCAGGUUAUAGGCUCUUGACGUCUCUAACGUCGUGUGUCGCGGAUUUAAACGAAUUCAUUAAACAUAAUUCAAAUCUUCGUGGUCGUGUUAUUUCCGAUCGAUGAUAUCGAAGAACUCUGGACCUCUGAACCUAACAUGAAAGAAGAACGAGUGCAACGUGUGCGGGGGCGAACAUUUCACAUUGGAGAUUUCGUCUGGAGUUAUUCCUGGAAGUGUUGGAGAAACUAAGUAUAAAUCGGUCUUGAUGUACCUGUAUUUUUUGCGAACUUGUUCUCCGUGAAACGGAAUGGUGUAAGAAUCAUGGGUGAAUUUAAGGUUUUGUGCACACUCCAAGUUGAAAAGAUCGUUUAUAAGAAUUUGAUAUGCUUGCACCAAUGCUUGAAAAGCGGCGAACGAAAUCCCAUGGUGCCAAAGCCUCUCAAAACUAUACACAGCCAAUUCUUGACCAGAUCAACUGAAAGGGGUUGACCAUGUGAAAAAUACAAAUAUUGCAAACAGACCGAACGGUUCGGUCGAGAUUGUGAUGGAGAUACGGAAGAAGCAAGUCAUGAAAAUUGCAAUGACUCAGGCGUUAUAUUAUUGACAAAACGGAAAAUAAUGAAGUGGUCGCAGUUCGAAAUCCAUCGAAAAGGUUAUGUGAAUUGAGGAAAUCCUUCUAUGGUGAAGAAACAGGCGAAGCAAUAUGGUUAACACAUUUGCUUACCGAAUUCAACUGAAUUGCUGCAGAGCCUCACGGACAGCAAAAAAGAUUGAACAUUUGGAUAUGCUUUCUGCGAUAUGGUCAAACAUCUUCAUGCCAGAAUGCAUUCAGAACGGAAGAACUCAAAAGAAGUACAUUCUAAGCGAAUACCAACUUGUGGAUAUGUUUAUGAACAUGAUGAAUAUUCUUCUUCACCAGUUUUUAAGAAACAACCAUUUGCGAUAGGUCUAAGAGGAGGUGCUAGAAAAACAAAGUACACCCUAUGCAUCUUAUAGGAUACGAAUGAUGUAUGAUUUAAAAAUGUUGAAUUUGCACAUUCCCAUGGUACAUUGGUUAACUCGCACGACUUAACAACAUGCACGUCGUGGGUUCAAGCCUCACAGGGACCGUCUCCCCAUAGCAAAACAAACUAUCCGGUUGCGUGGUACUAGCUAAGAAGUCUUGAGAGGUAGGUUGUUACGCCACGAGAAAGAAUAACAAGAAACUCAAGCUCUGCAGCUGAAUCUUUGGAGACUUAUGAAUCUUUUGAGAUUCAUGAAUACCUAGAGGUUCGUGAAUCUUUCGAGAUCCAUGAAUCUUUUGAGAUUCAUGAUUUUUUUAAAUUCAUUUAUAUUUGAGAUUCAUAAAUCUUUACGAUUCUUGAAUCUUGUGAGAUUCAUGAAUGUUUGAUAUUCAUGAGUCUCACAUAAUCCCAUUGCAAUCGAAAUUCAGAUUCAUUGAAUCAUUUCAAAUGUUCAUUCAGAUUCAUUAAUCAUGACCCAACACUAUUAUUAAGCC
Messenger RNA from Anopheles coluzzii, 3961 nucleotides. Its product is annotated as tRNA:m(4)X modification enzyme TRM13 homolog. NCBI's taxonomy places the organism in Eukaryota, Metazoa, Arthropoda, Insecta, Diptera, Culicidae. The record is from RefSeq and is a predicted model, not a curated record. Bases 109 to 1407 code for a protein of 432 amino acids. Gene Ontology annotation, biological process: tRNA methylation. The transcript has a single exon.